GGCAUGGCGGCGCUGCUGAGGCGGCGCGGGGCGGCGGCGGGGCCCGCUGACAGCGGGGAGCAGCGGGAGCCGCGUCCCCUUUCCGGCCGCGCGGCGGCUGCCCUCGGGUGCGGGCGGCGCUGAGGGCGAGCGGGGGGCGGCCGCGCGCCCGCGCCGCCGCCAUGCUGCCCGGCGUGGGGGUGUUCGGCACCGGGCUGACGGCGCGGGUGAUCGUGCCGCUGCUGCAGGCGGAGGGCUUCGCGGUGAAGGCGCUGUGGGGCCGCACGGCCGAGGAGGCGGAGGAGCUGGCCAAGGAGAUGAGCGUGCCCUUCCACACCAGCCGCAUCGACGAGGUGCUGCUGCACCAGGACGUGGACCUGGUGUGCGUCAACCUGCCGCCGCCGCUCACCCGUCAGGUCGCCGUCAAGACGUUGGGCAUUGGAAAAAAUGUCAUCUGUGACCGAACAGCGACUCCGCUGGAUGCCUUCAGGAUGAUGACUGCAGCUCAUUACUACCCAAAACUCAUGAGCAUCAUGGGGAACGUACUGCGCUUCCUGCCCGCCUUUGUGAAGAUGAAGCAGCUGAUCCAGGAGGGUUAUGUGGGGGAGCUGCUGGUGUGCGAGGUGCAGGUUCACAGCGGAAGCCUGCUGGGAAAGAAGUACAACUGGAGCUGUGACGACCUGAUGGGGGGCGGAGGUUUGCACUCGGUUGGCACCUACAUCAUUGAUCUGCUGACAUUCCUCACCAGCCAGAAGGCUGUGAAGGUGCACGGCUUGCUCAAGACCUUUGUGAAGCAGACGGACCACAUCAAGGGGAUACGGCAGAUCACCAGUGAUGACUUCUGUACGUUUCAGAUGGUUCUGGAAGGUGGCGUGUGCUGCACGGUGACGCUCAACUUCAACGUUCCAGGGGAGUUCAAACAAGACAUUAUCGUGGUGGGCUCGGCGGGACGGCUGAUUGUCAUCGGCACUGAUCUCUAUGGACAGAGCAACAACUCUCCUCAGCGGGAGCUCCUGCUGAAGGACUCCACACCGGUCAGCAACUCCUUGCUUCCGGAGAAGGCCUUCAGUGACAUCCCUUCCCCGUACCUCCGAGGCACCAUUAAGAUGGUCCAAGCUGUCCGGCAGGCCUUUGAGGACCAGGACGACAGGAGGACCUGGGACGGGAGGCCUCUCACAAUGGCUGCCACUUUUGACGACUGUCUGUAUGCCCUGUGUGUGGUGGACACCAUUAAAAAGUCAAACCAGCUGGGGGAGUGGCAGAACAUUUCCAUCAUGACCGAGGAGCCAGAACUGAGCCCAGCGUACUUAAUCAGUGAAGCCAUGCGGAAGAGCAGGAUGUCUCUGUACUGCUAGCUCCACUCAGCUUCUAGGAAAGAAUAGGAACCAGACAGCUCUUAAAGGAAAUGGUAAUUCAGCCCUUUUGAAGGGCUUGAACAUCUUGCAAACAGCUGUGGGGAGAGGGGAGAAAGAAAUAUGGUGUUUGGAUCAACUAAAUCUGUUGGUGGCUAAAUACCAAAGUGGAAAGGUCCUUAGCAAUGCCCAAAAUGGAUAGGAAAGUUGAGAGCUGACUUACCUGUUUUAAUAACAGUAUUAUCUGGAUGAUUGGAAAUAUGUAUCAUGGACUCGUCUCCUGCUUGCAGGUGCUUUAGAUUAUCCAAUUGCGUUUACUGUGAAAGGUUGGGAAGAUCCUUUUAGAUUUUCCUUACCUACCAGAGGGCUGUGAAGGUACUGUCAUGUCAUCAAAUUUUCUGUAGUGUCUGACAUGAAUGGUUCCUACCAUGACAGCUGACACCACCAUGCUGUACUACUACACCUCCAACCAACACACAGAACAAUGGGACUUCGUGUGAGCGUUGUGUGAUGCAGAAAAUUUUGGCAGCUCAGUUUUCAUACAGCUUUUUAGGAGCUUCUAUGUGUUGGUUUAGUUAAUCGUUUUGUCAUUUUCUUUUAAAGCACAAUUUUGUGUAGCUUUUACAAAAAAAGCAGCCCUCAACUGCAGUGCAUAUGACCCAUUUAUUGUGGGAGGGAGGGUCUGUGAGCUCAUGGUAAGCUUCAGUGUUUAUUGUACAGAUUUGUUGAUUGAAAUGGGUUGUGAAAAACUUUCAUGAAUGGCAGGUGGCAUGAAAAAGUGCUGGUGGGUUUUAUUACACAGCUGAACUCGAGUUAGCCUCACAAAGGUUUGCACACAAUCUCCUGUGUGUGGGACUCACUUUUGAGUGAAUUCAUCUCGCAUUUUGGUUUUAGGUUGAUAACAAAAUGGUAGAAAUCUAACCCCCAAAUCCUGCGAUGCUUAGACAGUUCUUCUGAACCUUUGUGAAGUCAUACUUGAGACAUCCACAGCAACAAUUAAUUUCAUGUAGCUCAACCCCGAAGCUUUCACCUCCACCAAAUGGUGCUUGUGAGUGAAAAAUAGAAAGGGAUGAGAAGAUUUCCUUUCAUUUCCAGGGAAAAAAAUUACCAUCACCUAUCAGAGGUGGGAAGAGGAACCCCACCUCUUUACCUGCUUCAAGUGGCUAGCUGCUGGUACUGUAGUGAUCGUUCCCUGUCAUCAGUGCAGGGGUGGACAAACCUUCUUGAUAAGUUUGUACUGUCUUUUUUAGUAGUUUAGUUUGCAGUCUUGAAAGAAUAUAUUCUUUCAGUUCUUAAAAAAAUCUAGUGAAAGGCACAUGUAUUAUCCCAGUAAAUGGGGAUGCUGUUUUUCUGCAUAAAGCUGCUCCUGGGCAUAUGUGUUUACAGCACUAGGUCUUCAGAUAGGAAAAAAAAAAAAACCAAGCAUAUAGCACUAAAUUAUAUUAAACUUGAUAAAAACUGUUUCAGGAUUCUUUUUCUUCAUUUUGACUAGGGGAAAGAGGAAGACAUUUGGACAAAGAGUAAAUAAGAAAAUAUGACCCUCUUUUCAGAUUAGUUUGGGGUUAGAAAGAGUGCAAUCAGAAUAGUUCAGGUUUUUUUAAAAAGCACUUACAGUUUUGCUACUUUUAGGAGUGCUAAGGGCUUCUGAAGAGCUCCUUCAAAUGAGUCCAUCUGAUUGCUGUAUGCUCCUGCCUGUCCUGUUCCCGGUUUUAGUGCUGCAUGAUUUUGAACAGGAGAGUAUCAUUAGUGUGACUCAUCUGACACAAGCCAGCUAAAAGUCAGGUAUGUUGUCCCCAUCAGCUCUUCAAGAACAUGGUUGUCAGUACAGAGAGAACUCUCCAAAGAGUGAUGCAGUUCAUCCUCAGAUUAAGAUAGAAGCAGUGCGUAGUGGAAACUCCAGUCCUCCUCCUUUCUCUGUGCAGAAAAUUUUGGCUUCUACAUUUUUAGGUCGCUAAUGUUAGGAAACUUGAAUCUCACCCCAAAAUUAUUAGUGCAUGCUUGAUUUUUAAAGGGUAUGUAUGUGUGACCUUUCGUGAAGUAUUCCCUUAAGUGUCAGAGCGUGACUGAUGAUGGAGUAAUGUAAUACCACAAAACUGCAGCCAAACAGAGAACUGUUCCUGUCCGUAUUGUUCUGCCAGCUUUAGCGAUUGUGUCUGGGGCGGUCAGCUUUUCAUUCCUGCUUGGAAGAAGCUUUUGACAAAUUUGAAUGUUGUUCCUACAAUGAUCUAUCUGAGAAUUCCUGUAUUAGUGUCCGUGCCAACAGGAAUUUCCUAUUGUAAUUGUCAUGGUAUUCCGUGAUGUACAGUUACAGCCCUUUAAAAUGCACAGAAAAAUACAGAAGACCAAAUUUGAUCAAGAAAUCAUCCCUCUCCUCUGAAAAAUUGAAUUAGCCUGAAAGGGAUCAAGAGAGAGUUUUAAUAUAAUAAGGCAGAAGCCCUUUAUUGAAAAUACCGGCAAGUUCAAGUCAUGAAUGUAAGCACAGUAGAUAAGUAACCGUGUCUAGUUACAUAUCAUCCAAAACUGGAACUAAACAGGGACCAAAAUGUUUGUGAAUCUUACUUCUUAGUGGUUUGUGCUGGAAUUGCUGCUCAUUUCUUUGCACCUUAUUUUGGUUCAUGAAUGUGGACAGCUUUUCCUACCUGCAUUUUACUUUUUUCUGUGUCGUUCUGGGUUUUAUGAUUCCAGUUGGAAGAAGAUACCCUGGAAUCCUAGACAACCCUCCCUGCAGUGAGCUGACAGCAGGUGAAACACAAGGAACAGGAACAGGUCCUGACCUUAACCUAUCUUGGAUCCGGAGGUUUCAGUGUCAGUCAUCAUCCACACUCUGUGCAGACUUAGCAAUGCAGAACUUGCUGCUUAGCAGAAAUAAAAUGUAAUGCUUUGGUUACAGAGCCACCUGAUACUUGUGUUAGUCCUGUAUUGUUGGAUCCUGUACAGCUCGCUGUGUGACCACAGCUCCCAGAGAGGUAGCCAGGGUGAGCAGGGGCAGAAGCAGAGGGGCAUCCUUUUCUGACAGCAGCACAGGUCUUAGGCUAGAUUGAGGUGAACUGUUAUCUAACUGGGACGGCAGCAGUGACUGCAUACAUUCAGGAUUGUAUUACAGUUUUUCCAUUCUCUAGGAGGCGAAGAUGCUGUAGUUCCAAAUGUAAAGAUGCUUAACUUCCACCUGGCUUAGAGGAGCCAGGAAUUGGUUUAUUUAUAGAAUAUGUACAAUUCUAAAAAUAAAUGUUACUUUACAGUCUGGGAUCUUCCUUGGUAGUAUGAAGCCUUCUGCUCUUUUGGUACAGCUGAAAAGUACAUUGGGUUGCCCUAAGUAGCCUCUGUAGUUCCUGCUGGCUUUGAGAAUUUGGGCAGCAGUUAGAAGAGAUGUACUUGAUUGAACUCAAAAGCGGUACCACACCAGGAAACAUACAUUUGGAAUUGCACUUUUAAUGCUGUGCCACAAUGUGUGAGAUGAACGCUGCUAGAAUUGGUGCAGGCCUAAUAGCCAAACUGAGGCUGCUGCUGGAAUUUACAGUAGCCCCCAAAUGAGCUUUUUCAUACACUAGAUGAUAAAUAUUAAUUCCUUUUUCCCAGGGCUGCUGUUGAGAGGCUCUUUCAUUUGCCAUCUACCUGUGCACAUAGGAUACUGAACAUUAUGGUCUGUUGCCAAAGACGAAAAGAGCCAAAGGGGGCAUCCAGGGUGAAGUGCUCUUCUGCUUUGUAGGAGCCUCCUCCAGUGCUGGGAUGGUCAGCUGAAAGAUUGUUUUCAAUGGGAAUCAGAUUGGGCUCCACACCAGGGGUAGCAAGGCAACCCUUCCCUGUGUCCCUGUGCGCCUGCUAGAUGCGUGCACAGCCUCAGUGCUGACCUCAGUGAAGUCCUGCAUGGAGGUGUAAGACCUCUGCAAGAGCUUUGGGUUUUCCUAUAUCUAAUAUUGUGCAUGUGUUAAAUUAGUAGUACUUUAGCUGUGUAGAUAAAAAAUACUGAGUAGAGAUGGUAUGUCCUUACCCAUGCAGCCAAUAAGGCAGAGAAUCAGGGCUUGCGUAGACAAGUUUAGGCUCAGGAUGGACUUUUGCAGAGUUCAUCCUUGGCAUUGGCUGAAAGCAUGAGAAAUUCCUGCCCAGCCAGCACGGGGCAAUCAGAGGCACUCUCCACUUUGUACUUCGUGUUUCCUUCUUUUGAAUAGCUUUGGAAUCGUGAUGAUUGUGAAGGUGAGCAGCUGUCCUGGCAGUUCAGCCGUUCAAAGAAGGAGACCUUCCUGCUGUGUGCAAUCGCAGCACAAAGACAAUUCAAUUUCUGUUACCUUGUUUAUUUCCGCGUGCAUACAAAAGUGGAAAAGACCCAGACAAAUCAAAACGAUUCUCUACCAAAAAAAAAAAAAAAAAAAGAAGCUGAUUUUAUUUCAUGGGUAAAGAUAAAUGUAGUAGCUUGAUGGUGUCCUUGCAGAGAUUCAGAAAUUACUGAUGACAGUUUUUUGUUUCUGGGAAUGUUUAAAUUUGACUUUGUUCUCUUUCCUUCAGUAUAAAGUAUCACAAAUUGUGAAAUCUCUUCACUGUUGUGUAUUUACAAAGGUCUAAAUGCACCCAGCAGAAGUUUGGCUUUGUGCAGAUACUUCACACGUUGGCUUUUGGUCCAGUGGCCCAGUGAUGUACCCUUGAGUACAUACAAAGCACAGCACUGGGCUGUUUGACCUCUGCAGCACUCUCUGGGUAUUUAGGACUGGUUGUGAAAUGGCAGGAUUGUUCAGGAUAGCAACUUCUUUUUAUUGAAGUUGUUAAUUGUGGGGAGCAAAGCUUGUAAGUUUUAGAGAUGACGUAUGACUGAAUGAUCAUUGGCAGUUGUAUCUGCUUUAAAAUUUCCACUCUCUCUUGAGCUGCUGGAUGGAGUAUGUCCAGUAAAAACAACUUCCCCUUCACAAUAACCGCCCACUUCCAUUUGCUCAUGAAAAGAAGAAAUUUUCAGUAGACAGGACAAUACAUAAAGCUGUGUUCAUGAAUCAGUGUCAUAACCUCAUGGCUUACUGAGUGUAUGAAGCCAGAGCCCAGGCAAGUAAUGGUUUUUUCAGAGCUGCCAAAUCAAAGCAGUGGGGUUCGAGAGUGAUGGGUAUCAGCGUGGGUCAAACUGAAAUAGCUUUUAUUCAUCAUUUUCUGUGAAAUGAACAAACAAAAUAGCUGUAGUCAAUCCAAAACUGAACACAACACAUGCAGAAGGUCUAUUUUAUUUUAUUUUUUUUAAAUUUUACUUUUGGGAUUAAGUUCCAUUUCUAAAGAAUGCUGUUUUGAAAUGAAGUUUUUAAAAAAUCCCUUUUAUUAUGUUUUGGCGUUUGUGAAAUUAACAGUUUGGGGUUGUGUUUUUUUCUUAUUUUAGGUUCACACUUAAAAAAAAAAACAUGCCUGUUUGGUGGAUACCACUGCCUUUGGGCAGGUCCACCUCUGAACCUGCACCCUUGCAGUGUCAUGCAGUGACUCCCUUCCAGCAUUUGAAUUUGGCCAUGUGGGUUUCAUUUGUAUUUUCUUGCGGCAAAGGGAAAACUGGUUCAUUACACAGUGUUGGCUGUAGAUAAUCAAAAUACUGUUUGCAGCAGUGCCAGCCAUCGUCUCUAAAAGCACUUAAAUCUAUUAACGUGUUUACUGUGGUUAUUUAUGACCUUGCAGCCAUCCAUUGCUCUCUUUUCUUUUUACACCAUCCGUCAGACUCGCUUACCUCCCCUUCUUUCAUUCCAUUGCGAGUCAAGAGGCGGGUCUCCCCAUUUCCCCAAGUUUGCUUCCAGUCUGUGUUCCACGUGGCAUACAGGGUGGCUAAUGUAUGACUUGAAGUAACUUUGGAGACAAAUCCAUUAAAGAAAGUGUUAACAACACAACCACUCAAGUACAUGGCAUACCUGAUCCCCCUGCUAGGGCAGGAAUCCAAGCUCCCUGCUGUGCUGUGCUACACAAAUGACACUCACUGUUUCUCUCUGUACUGGUUUUAUUUGAUUUUGAAAAUGAGAAUAUGUUCAGUUUGUUGCUGUGUCAAUAUUAAGUAUAUAUUUAUUGUUUUUCAGACAUACAUACAUAUAUAUAAAUGCUAUAUAUAUAUAUAUAAAAUGUCAACGCAUGGACAUAUGUACAGUAGAUAUUUUAAAGAGCUAUUUAUCAAGAAAAGUAAGUGUUAUAAGUAAACAGAGUUUAUAUUUUAUAUAUUAUGUAGAUAGCAAAAAAAGAAAAAGAAAAAAAGCAACAAAAAAAGUGUUUAAAUUAUAGUAGGACUUUUUGGGGUAGGGGGGUGGGGUUGGAGGGAUGGUGAGGGCCGGUUCCAGCAUUUUAAACAGCCAAACUACUUUGUACGGAAGCUGCCUGCUGUGCCUCUCGGCUGCAAUAUCUGUUUGUUUCUUCUUCUGGAAGAUGAUGUGCAUUGUUACUUUUACAUUGCUUGGGGAAUGUAGUUAGUUUAUUCUCGGCCAACUGGUAUGUGCUGCUUAAAUCACGGUUUCCUGUUGUUCUGCAUAUUUGCAUCGAUGGAAUAAAAGGAUCUUAACUGGCAAAUAAAGACAUAAAAGGAUGUGA
This is a messenger RNA of Phasianus colchicus (ring-necked pheasant), 7856 nucleotides long. RefSeq names its product Gfo/Idh/MocA-like oxidoreductase domain containing 1 (gene GFOD1). Gene Ontology annotation, molecular function: nucleotide binding. The record is from RefSeq and is a predicted model, not a curated record. NCBI's taxonomy places the organism in Eukaryota, Metazoa, Chordata, Aves, Galliformes, Phasianidae.